AUGGCUGACAAGGAAAUUGCCUUUGACGACUCGGUGGAAGAACGUGUGAUCAAUGAGAAGUACAAAAUAUGGAAGAAGAAUACCCCUUUUCUUUACAAUUUGGUGAUGACCCAUGGCCUGGAGUGGCCCAGUUUAACUGCCCAGUGGCUUCCAGAUGUAACCAGGCCUGAAGGAAAAUAUUUCGGCAUUCACCAGCUUGUCCUGGGAACACAUAUAUCAGAUGAACAAAACCACCUGGUGAGAGCCAGUGUCCAGCUUCCUAACGAUGAUGCUCACUUUAAUGCAUCACACUAUGACAGUGAAAAAGGAGAAUUUGGAGGUUUUGGCGCUGUCAGUGGGACAAUUGAAAUAGAAAUCAAGAUCAACCAUGAAGGAGAAGUAAACAGGGCUCAAUACAUACCCUUCAUCAUUGCAACCAAGACUCCAUCCAGUGAUGUGCUUGUUUUUGACUACACAAAGCAUCCUUCUAAGCCAGACCCUUCUGGAGAGUGCAACCCAGAUUUGCAUCUCCAUGGACAUCAGAAGGAAGGUUACGACCUUUGUUGGAAUCCAAACCUCAGUGGGCACUUACUUAGUGCUUCAGAUAACUAUACCAUCUGUCUAUGGGACAUCAGUGAAGUUCCAAAAGAAGGGAAAGUGGUGGAUGCAAAGACCAUCUUUACACAGCAUACAGCAGUAGUGGGGGACAUUUCCUUCCAUGUGCUCCACCAGUCUCUGUUUGGGUCUGUUGCUGACGAUCAGAAACUUAUUAUUUGGGAUACUUGUUCAAACAAUGCUUCCAAGCGAAGCCACUCAGUCAAUGCUCACUCUGCUGAAGUGAACUGCCUGUCUUCCAAUCCUUACAGCGAGUUCAUUCUUGCCACAGGGUCAGCUGACAAGACUGUUGCCUUGUGGGAUCUGAGAACCCCGAAACUCAAGUUGCAUUCCUUUGAGUCACACAAGGAUGAAAUAUUCCAAGUUCAGUGGUCACCUCACAAUGAGACUAUUUUGGCUUCUAGUGGUACUGAUCAUAGACUGAAUGUCUGGGAUUUAAGUAAAACUGGAGAAGAACAGUCCCCAGAAGAUGCAGAAGAUGGCCCACCAGAGUUGUUGUUUAUUCAUGGUGGUCACACUGCCAAGAUAUCUGAUUUCUCCUGGAAUCCCAAUGAAUCUUGGGUGAUUUGCUCUGUAUCAGAAGACAGUAUCAUGCAAGUGUGGCAGAUGGCAGAGCACAUUUAUAAUGAUGAAGCCCCUGAAGGAAGUGUAGAUCCAGAAGGACAAGGAUCCUAG
Messenger RNA from Mesocricetus auratus (golden hamster), 1269 nucleotides. RefSeq names its product histone-binding protein RBBP4-like. NCBI's taxonomy places the organism in Eukaryota, Metazoa, Chordata, Mammalia, Rodentia, Cricetidae. Gene Ontology annotation, cellular component: nucleus; ESC/E(Z) complex; NuRD complex. The record is from RefSeq and is a predicted model, not a curated record. Gene Ontology annotation, biological process: regulation of gene expression. Gene Ontology annotation, molecular function: histone binding.